Adineta steineri is the source of this 1704-nucleotide messenger RNA. Lineage: Eukaryota; Metazoa; Rotifera; Eurotatoria; Adinetida; Adinetidae. The record is from the annotation of a GenBank genome assembly.
AUGGCGUUUCUUUUAUUGAAAGGCAUUCCGAGUCUUGCCGGUCAAAACCAAGCGCCUCAAGCUGAUCCAGAUGAUUUUGUUGAUCGUUUAAAUUAUCGUUAUACAGUUAUUUUACUUAAUGUUUUCUCAGCUAUUGUUACAAAUCGACAGUUUAGUUCAAAACAAAUCCAAUGUUGGGUACCAGCUAUGUUUACAUCUGGUUACGAAGAUUAUACCAAUCAUAUAUGUUACAUUACGAAUACUUAUUAUGUUAAUCAAACACAAAAAAUCCCAGGUACACGUAUAGAACGACAAAGUUUACAAUUAUUAUAUUAUCAAUGGAUACCAUUUAUUCUUUGCUUUCUCAGUAUUCUUUUCUACAUUCCGAAUCUUAUUUGGCAAUCUUUAAUGACUCGAAGUGGUUUAAAUUUAAAAGAUAUAAUUGAAGCUGGUAAAAGUUAUAAAUCAAUCGAUAGAAUGGAUAAAAGACGUAAAAUAAUGAAUUAUAUUAUUGCUUCAAUUGAUGAAUUUAUUGAUGAUCCAAGACGUGGUAGAGAAAAUCGUAAUAUAAGUAUACUUAAACGAAUUCAAGCAGUUUUUUGUUGUAUGUAUGGAAAAUUUCAAGGAAAUUAUUUUAUGAUGGUCUAUAUUUUAACUAAAAUUCUUUAUGUUGUUAAUUCAAUUGGACAAUUAGCAUUAUUUAAUGAAAUGCUUGGAAUAAAAUAUUAUCGUUAUGGAUUAGAAUUAAUACAAAAAUUAAUUUUAUUAAUACAAAAUCAAUCUAUCAAUCAAUCGUAUAGAGCACAAGGUGGACUUUCAAAAUAUUUUCCUAAAGUAACAUUAUGCGAUUUUGAAGUACGUGAACCUAAUCAUUUAUACAAUUCACAUCGAUAUACAGUUGAAUGUGUAUUACCGAAUAAUCUAUUAUUUGAACAAUUGUUUACAUUUCUAUUUUUUUGGUAUACUAUGAUUGUUAUUCUAAAUAUAAUUUCAUUAUUAACAUGGUCAUAUUCAUUUAUACGAUCGGUUCGAAUAAAAUAUGUUACAACUCGAUUAAAAUUAAUCUUAAUAAGACAUUUACGAAAAUCGAUAACAAAUUCUGAUGAACCCUCUCAAGAUCAACAGUCUCCACCAGCAUUAACUGAAGAAUCAUUAUUAUAUCGUGAUGAUGCACAUUUAGAUUUUGCUCGUAAUUAUCUAAAAUGUGAUGGAAUAUUCGUACUUCGUCUAUUAGAAACCAAUACAUCAGAUUUUGUUGUAACACAUGUUAUUGAAGAAUUAUUUUAUUCAUAUGAAAGAAAAGCAUCGCAACCAGUUGUUCUUGAUGGACUUGCUAAAAUGAUGUCAACACUUGGUCCCGAUCAAGGUUUAUUAAGUCUAGGAAAAUUACUUUUUCUACCCGUUAUGUCUGAUCCAAAAAUGGCUAGUACAUUAGGUGGAGCAAUGAGUUCAUUAGUAACUCAACCUACUAGUAACAUGCUUCUUCCUAGUUUACCACCAACAACAACAGAUGAUCCUCUUCGUAAUGCUCCAAAAAUACUUGUACCACCAACUCCAACUCGUCGACGAUCUUCAAAUGAAAAUUAUUCCUCUUCGACUACUUCGGUUUUACAACAAAUAGAAUCUGUACGAAAAACUUCCCUAACAAAACCAAAACCAAGUGUCGAAGAAGUAACUGAAAUUUUACGUGAACGUCGACAAAAAAUUAAACGAAAAAAACGUUAA